Molecule: messenger RNA, 2373 nt
Organism: Gambusia affinis (western mosquitofish)
Lineage: Eukaryota; Metazoa; Chordata; Actinopteri; Cyprinodontiformes; Poeciliidae
Product: SLAM family member 9-like
Exons: 6
Coding region: 37-978 (313 amino acids)
Source: RefSeq, a predicted model, not a curated record
GGAAGUGGCCAAGAAACGAGCUUCCUCACAUACAAAAUGGAGUUGAUCGUCUUAUUUCUGUUUCAUCUGUUUCUAUUCUAUACAUUUCAAAUACAAGGUUCCUCUGCAGUGACUGAUGUAUUUGUGAAAACUGGAGAUGAUCUUAUUCUUAAUCGCACAGAAGCUGAAAUUCCAUCAAAUCCUCGCAUUUGGUUAUGGCAAUUUAACGAUGAUACACUGGUAGAGUUUUCUCUUGGUUCCCCACCAAAUGUUGUUAACAAUCGCUUUGGAAAAGUUGAAGCUACAGAAAAAAGUUACAGUGUGAAAUUAAAGGAUCUACAGAAGUCAGACAAUGGUAUUUAUACUGCAAAGGUAGUAUCACCUAAAGAGCAAAUACUGACUCAAUACAACGUUACAGUUCAAGAUCCAGUGUCUCCAGCUGAUCUCACCUUUACCUGUGCGUUCAUCUCCUCCUCCUAUAACCUGACAGCGACCUGCAGGGCAGACGACUCUUCAAUCAGCAUCACAUUACUGAGAUGUGAGAAUCAAACUUGCAACCAAGAAGAAGCAGAGAGAAGAUUGGUCACCAAAUCUGGCUCUUCUCUUCAUAUCUAUCAGUUGAAAGAAUCAAUUGUCUGUAACCAUAGCAACCAGGUCAGCAGGAAUGAGUCCAUCAAACAGAUUGAGAAUCACUGUACAAAUAAUGAACCCAGAAAACAUCUCUGGUAUAUUACAUUGAUCCUGUUGGUUCUUCUACUCCCUAUAAUUUAUAUUCUAUGUCGAAGUCGCAAGGAAACAGGUGACAAAGGCAACUAUGACAACACGAUAUAUGCUCUGCCUCUGGCAAACGAUCAAACUGAAACAUUGAAGGAAACAGAUGAAGAUUGUUCCCCAACCACCACCUACAGCGUAGUGGGACCUUCUAUGAGUAAGACAGCCACCAAGACUAGAGCCAAAGACCAACCAGAGAGUGUGUAUUCACAGAUAAAGGCUGUGUGAAGUGCAGAACUGAUAUAGUGAGAUUAUGACAUUUCUGUUAUGUGAAAAGGCAGGCUGCUGCAUUUCCUAUAAUCUGGAGAUUACUGAGUCAACCAAAUGGAAAAUAGCCUAUAGUAUGUUUUAUGUAUUCUAAAUUGCUUUAAGUAUUCUAGACAUUUAAGAAACUUUCAUUUAUAUAGAGUAACUGUGGGUUUUACAAAGCUAAGGCUUAAAAACUUGUUAAAAGUUUAAGCCGUUUCACUGGGCAGCAUUUUGAGCAGAGUAAUCAAAUAAUUUGCCAACUAAUAUAAGUUUUGUGUGUUAGUCUAUGAGGAGACAACUGGAACAAGUGACAGCAUUCUGUACAUUAUGUAUAUAAAUUGCAUGUUUAAAAAAUAAUAUAUAUAUAUAUAUAUAUAUAUUUUACUUUUGAUAUCAGAAGUAAGGAAACAGAAAGGACGAAAACAGUACAGAAGGAGAUUGUUGUUUGCUUUGUAUAUUAUUAGCAUUGUGCUCAGUUCUACUAAGUCAAAUAACUUGGAGUCUGAAUUAUUCAUCUGCAGUUUUACUGCAUUUAAUUGAACAGUUGGGAUCAUUAUGAUAUGAACUGUUAAUUAUUCUUACAGCUCUAUUCUGUAACUUAUACCUUGCCAUAGUGUUUUUAUGUGUGUUUUGCACCAUAUUUCCUGCAGACGUAUGUGGGUCUAUCUUAGAAUAGAGUUCAAAUUCAAAAAUCAAAUAUACCUGAUUUAUUCCAAAGGGAAAUUAAGUUUUGUAUCACAUUUCAAAGUUCAAAGUUCUGUUAUUGUGCAGAACUUUGAAGGCACAAUAAUGUUGAAUAAUAUUUAUUCAACAUAAAUAUUAUGUUGAAUAUUUAUGUUGUAAAUAUUCAACAUAUUUACACAAUGUUAUAGAAUGUGUAUUAUAUUAAGAUAACUAUUCUAUUGUUAUCUUAUAAUAAAAUGUUCAUAUAAGGCUUCCAAUGCUAUUUAUGAUCAAUUAUAACCUCCAUACACUUUUUUUAUUGAAAUAUUUGAUAUAUGAUAUAUGAGCUUCAUUUAAAUCACGUCUUUGAUACUGUUACUUUACCUACAACUAUUUUCAAAAGAUGCUCCAAACUUUGAAGAGUCCAUGUGUUAUAUGUAAAUAUAGUGACUUUAAUUCAUGUAAAAUGUAAACAGUUUAGGCUCUAGCUCUGAAACGUGUGGUACGCCUUCAAAAAUUCAAACUAAACCUCACUCAUCUGUACAUACUGAUAUAAAAGGAUGACUUUGUUUUGUGUAUUGUACUAGUUCUUUAAUUCCGUAUCUUUAAUACUCCAUCAGCAACAUAUUGUCUACAAAAAAACUGAUUUUUGAAAUAUAUUACAGUGUAUCUCCUUACUCUGGUUAGGCUUUUAGUAUUAAACUGUGUUGA